AAGCACUACCUUCCAUAAGUCUUCACCUUCCUUUCUAGCUUUAAAUAGCUCCACGCUUAGACCAUCUAACCCAGACACCCACAUCACACAAGCCAUGGACUGGUUCUCCUGGUUAUCCAGAACUGGCCUCGAGUCUUCACUUGUUUAUGAAUACAGCCUCGCUUUUGCCCACAAUGAGCUCGAAGAGGAGGAUAUAAUUUACUUCAACCAUGAAUUUCUGCAGAGUAUGGGCAUCUCCAUUGCCAAGCAUAGGCUAGAGAUACUCAAGCUUGCCAGGAAGGAGAAGGGAGGAAGGCUGCACCCUGUGACAAGACUUCUGGCAGCAAUCAAGAAAACCAAGAGGUGUUUUGCUAAUUACAUCCACUCAUUGGUUCAUCGUGAUGAAUCUGCUCUUGUUGUGGUGCCCAGACCUUCUUAUGGUCAGAAGUGGAGAGGAUCCAUGCUGAAGAGGAAUAAGAGGUUGAUGAAGCUCAAGCAAGGAAGGUUGAUGUUAACAGGUGGAUGUGCAAUGGUUGAAGAGCCUCCCAUUGAUGCUGGGGAAGCUCCUGUUGUUCAGGAUCUACACAGUGAAGAAAAGGUGGAUGAUGAUGAUGAUGAUGAUGGAUACUGGUCCACAGCAGUCGAGGAGAUCAGAUGGGACACAAUGUUUCAGGAUAUGAAGCCCACAUGAAGCUCUUUUUUUUCCUUUUUCUUCCUCUUUUUGCAAAUGCUGAGAGAUGGUUCUUUUUUGUUCUACCACCAGAGAAUUUGGUUUUGUGUGCCUCAGAAGGCUUCCUUACUUUUUUUUUCACUGGUGGGUCUUGUAAAAAAAUCACUUUAGCACCAUAGAUCACUACUACAUUUCUUUUUUCUUUUUUAUUUCUCAUCAUCUGGUAGCAAAACAAGCACCAAAAGCUUGUAAGAAUUGGCCUUUUCUCCACUUCUAAGAAAAUAAGUGGUAAAGGGAGUCUCGUUUAGUUGAAAGAAUUGGCCUUUUCUCCAGAGCAAACUAUUUUAGAGAGGUUCUAGACUCAGGAAUGCCAAGCCUCAAGACCGAUCAGGGUGCCUUUUGAGAGUUAAAGUAGGACCCAGAAGAAAAGCUUGCCCUGUGAGAGUUCAGAGCUGUAGAACGAUUAGCACAGAGACAGAGUUUCAUUGUGAAGAAAGGCACAAGAUAGCGAUUCAGACUGGGGUAUUCCCAUCCUGGUAAACUUUUAAGUAGUUCAAAAUUUGAAGGGUAAUUGCAAACCAAAUGCGCCAGACUUCUACCGAAACCCAUGCAGGUGGUUGAACAAAUCCCAAGGUUUCUGUACUUAAAUGUCUGGCUUGUCUGCAAUGCAAUUUCAUUUGCAUUGGUGCAGAACUAUGGGAAUGCAAAUUCUGAUUUAUUUUUGUUUCAA
This is a messenger RNA of Nelumbo nucifera (sacred lotus), 1379 nucleotides long. RefSeq lists its product as uncharacterized. Lineage: Eukaryota; Viridiplantae; Streptophyta; Magnoliopsida; Proteales; Nelumbonaceae. Gene Ontology annotation, molecular function: protein binding. The record is from RefSeq and is a predicted model, not a curated record.